AUGACGUCUUCCUCCGCAUACAAGUUCUCCAACCUGUGCGGGACGAUCUACUCCAAGGGCAACGUCGUGUACACGCCGGAUGGCAACUCGGUCAUCUCGCCCGUCGGGAACCGCGUUUCCGUGUUUGAUCUGGUCAAGUGAGUGCGCUGCCUACGGUGUACAAGUGUUCUGAGAUCACUUUCAACUCACACCACCACCUCACGCAUGAACAGCAACAAGUCGAGGACGCUCUCGUUCGAGAAUCGCAAGAACAUUGCCCGCAUCGCGCUCAGCCCGGAUGCGACUGUAUUGCUCAGCAUCGAUGAGGGUGAGUCAUGGCUUUAGGGCGUCCAUGUUACUGAAGGACUCGACUGACUCGGGCUGUUCUACACUGGUAGAUGGGCGUGCUCUGCUCGUCAACUUCAAGCGCUCGACGGUCCUGCACCAUUUCAACUUCAAAAAGCCCGUACGCGACGUGCAGUUCUCGCCCGAUGGAAAGUGAGUAUGAUCGCAAGCAUGUGUUCUAUUUGAGAAGAUUGGGAACUGAUCUUGACUUCUGGCAACUUGGCAGAUUCAUCGCCGCGACGCACGGGUCCCAGGUUCAGGUCUGGCACACACCGUCCCAUCUCGCUCGAGAGUUUGCUCCCUUCAAUCUCCACCGCGUCUAUACCGGCCAUUAUGACGACGUCUUGUCCAUCACGUGGAGUGCAGACUCGAGGUGAGCCAUCAUCGUCGUGUUGAAGUAGUUCGCGAACGCUGACCUUCUGCCCUACGAUUUGGGCAGGUUCUUCCUCACCACCUCAAAGGACAUGACCGGUCGUCUGUUCACCUUGUAUCCCGUCGAAGGCUACCGACCCAAGACAUUCGCUGGUCACCGCGAUGCCGUACUCGCGGCCUACUUUUCUGUCGACCACAAGAGCAUCUACACCGUAUCUCGGGACGGCGCCGUCUUCACAUGGAGCGCGAAAGAGUCGGAAGAAGAGUCGGACGAGGAAGACGAAGAACUGCACGACGGACCUAGAAGGAUCGCUGCAAACGCCCACGCUUCGACCUCGACUUCAGUGAUGGGUGUCGACAACACGAUCGCCACCACCCGAUGGGGACUCAAAGAUCGCCACUACUUUAUGCAAACGGGGACCAAAGUCACCUCGACGACAUUCCACCCUCCUUCGAGCUUGCUUAUCGUCGGCUUUUCGAACGGUGUCUUUGGGCUAUGGGAGAUGCCCCACUUCACUUCGGUACAUACGCUUUCGGUGUCGCAAGAGAAGAUCACUUCGGUCGCUGUGAAUGCCACGGGCGAAUGGCUUGCCUUUGGCGCGAGCAAGCUCGGCCAAUUGCUGCUAUGGGAAUGGCAGUCCGAGUCGUACGUGCUCAAGCAACAAGGCCAUUACUUUGACAUGAACACAUUGUCCUUCUCUCCCGAUGCGCAAACGGUGGCGACCGGUGGCGACGAUGGCAAGGUCAAGCUGUGGAAUGCGACGAGUGGGUUCUGCUUCGUCACCUUCUCAGAUCAUUCGUCGUCUGUCUCGGCGGUAGAAUUCGCCAAACAGGGUCAAGUCGUCUUUUCUGCCUCGCUUGACGGUACCGUCCGAGCCUACGAUCUGAUCCGGUAUCGUAACUUCCGGACAUUCACCACACCUUCUCCCGUACAAUUCAAUUCGCUGGCUGUCGAUCCAUCUGGUGAAGUCGUUUGUGCCGGAGGGACGGGCGACGGGUUCGAGAUCUACAUGUGGUCGACGCAAACCGGCAAACUGAUUGACGUCCUUGCGGGACACGAAGGUCCUGUCUCGGCCUUGUCCUAUUCACCUCUCGGAGAUCGACUCGUCUCGGCCUCGUGGGACAAGUCGAUCCGAGUAUGGGACGUGUACGGAAGAAGUUCCGCCGUCGAACCGUUUGCCUUGAAAGCCGAUGCUUUGGCAUUGGCCUUCCGACCCGAUGGGCUGGAAGUGGCCGUCUCGACUUUGGACGGCCAAAUCAUCUUCUGGGACGUGCGCAACGCUUUACAACGGACGUUGAUUGAAGGGCGCAAGGACAUUGCGGGGGGAAGGAAGGUCGACGAUCGAGUUACCGCGGCCAACAACGCGUCAGGCAAAGCUUUCACUUCACUUUCUUACACGGCUGAUGGAGCAUGCUUACUCGCGGGAGGUAACUCGAAGCAUGUCUGCUUGUACGAUGCGCGCGACGGUGUGCUCUUGAAGCGGUUCGAGAUCUCGCAAAACCUUUCCUUGGACGGGACGCAAGAAUUCCUCGAUUCGCGCAGUUUGACCGAAGCCGGACCGAGGGAGGCGAUGGAUGAUCGAGGCGAGAAUUCGGAUCUUGAAGAUCGACUUGACAAAACUUUACCGGGUGCUCGAGCGGGCGAUAUGUCGAAACGCAAGUACCGACCUGAGGCGAGGACGAAAUGCGUUCGCUUUUCACCCACGGGAAGAAGUUGGGCCGCGGCGUCGACGGAAGGGUUGUUGGUGUACUCGUUGGACGAUACGAUCUCGUUCGAUCCUUUCGAAUUGGAUAUCGACAUCACACCCGAGACAAUCAACGAUACGUUGAGAUCGGAUAAUAAUUACCUCAAGGCGCUGAUCAUGGCUUUGCGAUUGAACGAACCGGGUCCGCUUCGUGCGGUGUACGAGGCAAUCCCGCCUAAUGAGAUCCUGUUGUUGGCGACACAACUUCCUCCGCAUCAUGUGGAGAAGACGCUUGCCUUGAUCGCUCGUCAGAUGAGCGAGACGCCGCAUGUCGAGUUCCACUUGCUGUGGGUCAACGGUAUGUUUGACGCCCAUGGGAGAUCACUCCAGGCCGGUGCGGGAGCACACGCAGCGACGUUCCGAGCACUUCAAAAGGGUUUGCUGGACAUCCAAGACAACGUCGUCAAGAGCGUAGAGGAGAAUCGCUACACUCUGGCGUACUAUCUGGACCAGCUCGAGCGGAGAAGGAAGGAGGAGAUGGAAGAGAAAGAGGGAGAAGACAUCGGCGAGUACGCGACAAGGAUGAUCGAGGUGUGA
Molecule: messenger RNA, 2978 nt
Organism: Microbotryum saponariae
Lineage: Eukaryota; Fungi; Basidiomycota; Microbotryomycetes; Microbotryales; Microbotryaceae
Source: the annotation of a GenBank genome assembly